AGAGAGGGAGUGGAAGUGGGAGAGGAUCGUAUACUCCUACCAACCAAAACGCAUGAGAGCAGCCCCCGGAUAACUCUCAGUGUGACUCAGCACUUCAGAAUGAGUGACGAGACAACGGUCAGCCUGGGUGAUGCCUUCUCCCCCAUGGACAUGCCAACGACAACGAUGAUGCCCCCGCCAACGGAUGUCGAUGAGAGCGGCUUCUCGCACUCGCUGCUGACAUUUGCCGCAGUCAUGACCUUCCUGAUCAUGAUCGUGGGCAUCUGCGGCAAUCUGCUGACUGUGGUCGCCCUGCUCAAGUGCCCCAAGGUGCGCAAUGUGGCCGCAGCGUUUAUCAUCAGUCUUUGCAUUGCCGAUCUGCUGUUCUGCGCCUUGGUGUUGCCCUUUCAGGGCCUCCGCUUCGUCCAGGGUACGUGGCGACACGGCGAGGUGCUGUGCCGGCUCAUACCCUUCAUCCAGUACGGCAACAUCGGCGUAUCGCUGCUGUGCAUCGCCAUGAUCACGAUCAACCGCUACGUGAUGAUCACGCACCACAGUCUGUACAACAGGAUCUACAAACGCCACUGGAUAGCCAUCAUGAUCGCCGCCUGCUGGCUGUUCUCGUACGGCAUGCAGCUGCCAACGCUGCUGGGCGCCUGGGGACGAUUCGGGUACGAUGCCCGCCUGCAGACCUGCUCCAUAAUGAGCGAUCGCCACGGGCAUAGCAGCAAGACGACGCUCUUCAUCACCGCCUUUGUAAUACCCUGUCUGGUGAUCAUCGCCUGCUAUGCGAAGAUCUUCUGGGUGGUGCACAAGUCCGAGCAGCGGCUCAAGCGGCAUGCCACCAAACAGAAUUCCAUUCCCAACAAUCUGCGGCCAUUGGCCGCUGCCACCACGCUGCCGGCCGGCGAUGGUGCGAGUCCCAGCCAGGUGCCAGCCGGCUGUCGGGUCUCCUCCGACAGCAGCAGCAGCUACUCCACGGAUAUUCCCGAUACCACACCAGCUGGUGGCGGUGCCAGUGCUGGUGCUGGGUCCAAGCAGCAGCCGACCCGCGUCAAGGAUCAGCGGGAAGUGCGGGCCAAGCGAAACGAGUGGCGCAUCACCAAAAUGGUGCUGGCCAUCUUUCUGUCGUUUGUCAUCUGCUACCUGCCCAUCACCAUCGUGAAGGUGGCCGACAAGGAUGUGGAGCACCCCAGCCUGCACAUCUUCAGCUACAUCAUGCUGUAUCUGUCCGCCUGCAUCAAUCCGAUCAUCUACGUGAUCAUGAACAAGCAGUACCGCAAGGCCUACAAGACGGUCGUCUUCUGCCAGCCCGCCGCUCGCCUCCUGAUGCCCUUCGGCAAGGGCAACAACGGGGCCAGCAGUGCCGCAGAGAAAUGGAAAGAUACCGGGUUGAGCAACAACCACAGCCGCACCAUCGUCUCCCAGAUGUCGGCAGGAGCAACGGCGACGGCAGCGGCUGCCGCAGCAUCAGCGGCAUCGGCGGCAACCCAGCCACAGUCCACGUCCACACAGGGUCCGGUUCAGGCACUGGAGCUGACGUCCCGGGUGCCAGAUUUGAUCAGCAAAUCAACGAAUCUGCCACUGCCACAGCCAUUGCCCCAGAUCCCGCCGGUGGGAGCUCCUCCGUCCGUUACACCGCCGCCGCCGCCACCUUCGGUGUUGACAGCGACACACAGCAACGGAAGCGGCAGCCAACGACUGCCCCUCAAGAAGAACAAUCACUCCUCCUACACAAACAGCGGCUUCAACAGCAGCGGGAUCAGCCACAGCCAGCGGGAUCCCCAGCUCAGUCCCAGUUCCAGCGGCAGCGGGGGCCUCUACCGGCCAGGGGUUGGCUCGAUGGGGAACGGCUCGGCCUCGAUACGGCGCAUCACCAUGGUGGGGGACGAUAUUAUCCUGGAGGAGGAGGAGCUGCCGCCCACCCCUACAGCGCUGUCACCACCCCAGAUGCAGGCACCGCCGCCGCCACCGGCGGCGCUACCUUCCUCAAGACAAACGACAAUGAACACAACGCCGAAGACGCCCAUCUACAUGAACGUCGACAGCCCGAAGAGAAACCAAUCUUAUAGCGAACGCAACAUUCCAGCUGCAGCUAGGGAUGGUCAGAAUGGGGUCCAGGACUCCCACUACCAAGGCCCAACCGGCAAGCUAAUGGAUAAAAAGAAAUUCCCAAAAGACUAACGAAAUGCUUUAAUUCCAAAUAUCAACGUAAUUACGUUACGUUACGUUACGUUAUGCUACUUUUUUUUGCAUGCCCAAAUACAAUGCAUAUCGGUGUAUCGGUAUAAAUCGAGA
Molecule: messenger RNA, 2277 nt
Organism: Drosophila obscura
Lineage: Eukaryota; Metazoa; Arthropoda; Insecta; Diptera; Drosophilidae
Gene: moody
Product: G-protein coupled receptor moody
Biological process (GO): G protein-coupled receptor signaling pathway
Cellular component (GO): membrane
Molecular function (GO): G protein-coupled receptor activity
Source: RefSeq, a predicted model, not a curated record